Trichomonas vaginalis G3 is the source of this 363-nucleotide messenger RNA. Its product is annotated as protein ubiquitination. The transcript has a single exon. Bases 1 to 363 code for a protein of 120 amino acids. The record is from RefSeq and is a predicted model, not a curated record. NCBI's taxonomy places the organism in Eukaryota, Parabasalia, Trichomonadida, Trichomonadidae.
AUGAGUGGUAGUAUUAGUGUUGACAUAGGCUACAUCACAAAGAACAUUCAUACUUAUAUCGAGCAAGGUACAUUUUUUGAUCUAUUUGAAGAAGAAAUCAUUUCAGAAGUUUUAAAAGAAGCGAAGCUUAAUCCAAAAUCCUUCAAUGUUCUUCUUACUCUUGCAAAAUCAAAAUAUACCACAGAAGAAUUGCGUAUCUUUGCUAGCAAGUGCAAUGUUGAUGUUAAUUCAUUCGAAGAAGCAAUUAUUGUUUUAGAAAGUUAUGAAAAACUAUUACAACUCAGACCAACUCAUUCUUUAAUAAAUUAUUUAAAGAAGUACAAUAAUGAAGGAACAGAAAGUCCAGAAAAAAUCGUUCAAUGA